Messenger RNA from Pyrus x bretschneideri (Chinese white pear), 589 nucleotides. RefSeq lists its product as uncharacterized. The coding region runs from base 45 to 494 and encodes 149 amino acids. The transcript has a single exon. Lineage: Eukaryota; Viridiplantae; Streptophyta; Magnoliopsida; Rosales; Rosaceae. The record is from RefSeq and is a predicted model, not a curated record.
CCCAACACAACCAACCACAUUGGCUAAAAAACUAGGGUUCAAAAAUGGAGCUCUCUCUGUGCCACACAAAAACGCACAACUUUUGCCCUUCCAUCCUCCCCACACGCACAGCCAAAACCCCUGCAACUCCCAACAAUUUAGGGUUCAGACCUAGGAACUGGCAGAACCAUGGGGCGAUCUUAAGGCAGGAAAGCUUGGACCGCAAGAAACCGGCGGUGGCGGUGAGGUGCGGAGACGAGGGAUGCUCAGCCGAGGUGGAAAGCGAGUUGGAGGCGGAGUUGCGGGCGGAAGAAGGAGCGGAGUGGAUGAGGGAAGGGAGGUGGAGCGAGAAGUGCGGAGAUAGAGGAAUGGUGGAGCUUCUGGAGUGUUUGGAGCGUGAGGCGAUCAUGGGGGAAGACGAAGGCAAAGAACCGGACGACUACAACAGAAGGGCUCAAAUAUUUUACAAGAGCUCUAGGGUUUUUCAGGCUCUCAAGAAACGUUCCCAAUCGUGAUUUUUUUUUUCUUAUUUAUUUAUGAAUGCUGAUGGUUGUAAUAAUCGAAUCGUUCGUCCAGUGUUUAUUCGAAUAUAUAACGAUUGUUUUGAUAA